AUGUUAUGUUUACCAUCAUCAAUAUUAUUUUUACUAUGCAAGGACCCAAAUCAGGUCACGGCCGACGAUUUCUUCUUUUCGGGCCUCAACAGGCCUGGGAACACAUCUAAUCCUCUUGGAUCAAGAGUCACGCCUGUCAAUGUGAACCAACUCCCGGGCCUAAACACGCUCGGCAUCUCUCUGGUCCGGAUUGACUAUGCACCAAACGGUCUCAACCCGCCACACACACACCCUCGUGCGACCGAGAUUCUUGUGGUCGUGCAAGGCACUCUAUAUGUUGGGUUCGUCACCUCAAACCCGGCGGACCCAAACCAAAGGAACAAGCUCUUCACAAAGACCCUAAAUCCAGGGGACGUUUUCGUCUUUCCGGAAGGUCUCAUCCAUUUUCAGUUCAAUAGCGGGAGGAGUAAUGCGACUUACGCUGCACGUAUGGAUCCCUCCAAGGAGAAUAAAGAUGCUCGUCCCAAGCACCAAGUAGAAACAAAAACAGAGACUGACAGCUCGAAUUACCAGCAAUGA
Molecule: messenger RNA, 519 nt
Organism: Striga hermonthica
Lineage: Eukaryota; Viridiplantae; Streptophyta; Magnoliopsida; Lamiales; Orobanchaceae
Source: the annotation of a GenBank genome assembly